AUGAACAGGUUUCUGGUAGCGUCGCUAUUAGCGAGCGCGGUUAAUGCGCAGUACAACCUCACCUAUCUACAUUUGAUGUGGGAGAUGGAGCCAACCCUUACAUUGAUGGGUUCCGACGAAACAGCCACCACGUACGAAAAGAUCUGCCCCGAAACUGCGACUACGACUCCAGCACCUUCGUCGACCGAUGUGGCAUGGUACUAUGCCUACGAGCGGUCUUCGUUAUCUGCGUCAUACUCAAGCGCCCUUGCCGCGUUCUGGUCUUUCUAUGAGACUGCUCUACCUGUUGAGACUCCGACUAUAGAACCAAAAGGUUGUACUCCAUUCACUAUGUUACAAGGUCCCGAGACAUGGGAGUUCCACCUGACCGCUUCUGGUGUGCAGACUAGAAACGGUGCUUGUACAUGGACUGGUGUGUUCAGCGAGGUUCCAAUCACCUGCGAUGCUGACGCUAUCGGCGAGGGUUACACUCUUCCUAGUGGUAAUCCGACUAUCUUUUCGCAAUCGGAAUUGAGGGCAUGGACGUCGCUGAGAUAUGCUGUUGCUACGAUUGUGGAGGCUACACCGGCACUCACACCCACACCCACACCCACACCCACACCAGCAAACACGGAAGACAUGAGUGGGGCUGGAGAAUCGGCGAAAGAGACUUCAGUGAGUGAGGGAAGGGCGUCAGGUGCAUCGAUGCCUACUGGCGCGAUGCUGAUGGUCGGCGGAGCGGCAGCUAUUGGUGGAGCGGCUUGG
This is a messenger RNA of Alternaria alternata, 744 nucleotides long. RefSeq lists its product as hypothetical. The annotation marks the transcript as partial. The record is from RefSeq and is a predicted model, not a curated record. The transcript has 2 exons. NCBI's taxonomy places the organism in Eukaryota, Fungi, Ascomycota, Dothideomycetes, Pleosporales, Pleosporaceae.